Messenger RNA from Pediculus humanus corporis (human body louse), 381 nucleotides. RefSeq lists its product as uncharacterized. NCBI's taxonomy places the organism in Eukaryota, Metazoa, Arthropoda, Insecta, Psocodea, Pediculidae. The transcript has 4 exons. The coding region runs from base 1 to 381 and encodes 126 amino acids. The record is from RefSeq and is a predicted model, not a curated record. Gene Ontology annotation, cellular component: U6 snRNP; spliceosomal tri-snRNP complex; P-body. Gene Ontology annotation, molecular function: U6 snRNA binding. Gene Ontology annotation, biological process: P-body assembly; nuclear-transcribed mRNA catabolic process; spliceosomal snRNP assembly.
AUGUUAGUUGAACUCAAAAAUGGUGAAACUUACAAUGGUCAUCUAGUGAGUUGUGAUAAUUGGAUGAAUAUUAUUCUAAGAGAAGUUAUUUGCACUUCUAGGGAUGGAGAUAAAUUUUGGAGAAUGCCUGAAUGUUACAUAAGAGGUAGUACAAUCAAAUAUGUAAGAAUUCCUGAUGAAGUAAUCGAUAUGGUUAAAGAAGAAGCAGUUUUAAAAUCUAGGGGUAGGGGAGAAUUGAAAAACAGAAGUAAUUCAAAUCAAAGAGGAGGAAGAGGCACUGGAAGAAAUCAAUUUGGGGGUAGAGGGAAAUCUAGCAUCACUAGAAAUUCUAAUUCAGUUGUUCGAAACAAUCAAAAUAAAAGCAAAAGUAGAAUGGAUUAA